AUGACAUCUGAGAAUCCAUUGCAGCUUCUCUUCCAAACGUUUGAGAAGGUAUCAAAUAGCAUCCAAACCCAUCUCUUCCAAUUCCUAAAAUUGCCCAACAACCCACACGCCAAGCCGCUCUUUGCUAUCUCUGCACCUCCAAAACCAAACCACUUGGCUCCAACACCUGCCGUCUCUGCUCUUCUCCACCCCAAUGACCUUCCAAAGAAGGAAAAGUCUGCUGGCCCAGUGAUUAAAGAAGAGCUUGGAAGGGCCACUUGGAUUUUUCUUCACACUCUUGCAGCUCAGUACCCAGAGAAGCCAACAAGGCAACAAAAGAAGGAUGUAAAAGAAUUGAUGGGAAUCUUAUCUCGCAUGUACCCAUGCAAGGACUGUGCUGAUCAUUUUAAAGAAGUUCUACGAGCAAAUCCUGUACAAGCCGGAUCUCAAGCUGAGUUUUCCCAAUGGUUGUGUCAUGUGCACAAUGUUGUUAAUAGAAGUUUGGGUAAACCCAUUUUCCCUUGUGAACGGGUUGAUGCACGGUGGGGUAAGCUCGAUUGUGAGCAGCGCAACUGUGAUUUGCAAGGAAGUGACAAACUUUGGUAACGAGACGUAUUCAAGUUUCCCAUAGGAAUUGGUGGUGGCUGAAUCUGUUGUGUAUUGAUGUUUUCAAAAGCCUAAGUAGUAGUUGAUGGGCUUAGCGGGUAUAUAUAUUUAGGGGGUGUUUGACAAAUAGCUGAUAGCUGGUUGGUUAUAAAAAAUUGUUUGGUUAAUUAGAUGUUUACUAGUAGUUGAUUGUAGAUGGGCGUAUAAUGUGAAGGUUAGUCUAGAUAGACAAGUUAAUAGACUUAAAACUUGACUUGUUGCUAAAGGAUACAC
Molecule: messenger RNA, 858 nt
Organism: Ipomoea triloba (trilobed morning glory)
Lineage: Eukaryota; Viridiplantae; Streptophyta; Magnoliopsida; Solanales; Convolvulaceae
Product: FAD-linked sulfhydryl oxidase ERV1-like
Exons: 6
Coding region: 1-585 (194 amino acids)
Cellular component (GO): mitochondrion
Molecular function (GO): flavin adenine dinucleotide binding; flavin-dependent sulfhydryl oxidase activity
Source: RefSeq, a predicted model, not a curated record